This is a messenger RNA of Herpailurus yagouaroundi (jaguarundi), 651 nucleotides long. RefSeq names its product proline-rich protein 2-like. The coding region runs from base 1 to 651 and encodes 216 amino acids. The record is from RefSeq and is a predicted model, not a curated record. The transcript has 5 exons. Lineage: Eukaryota; Metazoa; Chordata; Mammalia; Carnivora; Felidae.
AUGGGACGGAGUGGGAGCGGCCGCGCCGCGCUGCGCCGCCAGGCUGGGGUGGGAGGCACGGGGGACGCCGAGCCCGCGGAACCUGCGGGGGGGGACUCGGAGAAAGGGCGCGGGGCGCGGGGGACCUGGCGCCGGCCCGCCCCCGCUUUGAGGCGUCCGCUCUUCGUCGCCCCUCUGCCCCUGCACGGCUGGGCGGUGUUUGGUUCGGUGUCCAAAGCCCAGGCGGAGCAAACCCCUCCCUCCGAGGAAGCGCUGGGCUACGGCCCAGCAGGUGUGGGGUUAAGCCGGUUCUGGGGGCCCCGGGAGCAGCAGCCGCCGCCGCCGCCGCAGCAGCAGCAACUCCACCAGCAGCGUGCGGUCCCCGAAGAGAACUGGACAGCCUCUGAUUCCCGCCUGCGCCCCCCGCGCUGCUGGGGCCAAGAGGCCCCAGGGGAAGGACAACCCGACAUCUUAGGCGGCCGGGACCCCCGGCCCAGCUCGGUGGCCGAGGCCGAGAGCACCCCCAGUUCCUGCAGGGCCCUCCGGCCAUGUCGGACCCAGAUGUCCCCAGGGGCCCUGAUGCCCCCGCCAUGUGGCCCCCCUGUUCCAGGGGUGCCUGAGCCCCUUCGAGGAGCCCCAGCUGCACCCCCGCCCACCUUGGCCGAGUCCUAG